AUGGGACACAUCGACAAUGACUCGGGCGUGCCCACGUAUUGGGGCAAGUCCGGCAAGACUUUGCAGAAACUGAUCACCAUGGUUGCGACCACCGACUUUCUGCUGUUCGGUUACGAUCAGGGUGUCAUGUCCGGCAUCAUCUCCGCCCCGGAUUUCAUCCAAGACUUCCCCGAAGUUGACGGGGACAGCACCUACGAAGGUUUCGUCGUGUCCAUCUACGCCGUCGGUUGCUUCCUCGGCGCCUGCUUCAUCCUUGCUGUUGGCGACAAACUCGGCCGCCGCUACUCCAUCUUCCUCGGUGCUUCUGUCAUGAUUAUUGGUGUCACCAUCCAGCUCGCUUCUGUCCCUGGCCAUAACAAUAUGGCGCAGUUCAUUAUCGGGCGCUGCAUCACAGGUAUCGGCAACGGCAUCAAUACUUCGACGGUACCCAUGUGGCAGGCAGAAUGCAGCCACCAUAGCAACCGUGGAAAGCUUAUUUGCAUUGAGGGUGGAAACGUCGCUAUUGGCACAUUGAUUGCCUACUGGAUCGACUACGGCUGCACGUAUGGGCCCCACGACAUGGUCUGGCGGUUCCCUAUCGCUUUCCAGUGUUUCUUCGCCAUCAUCGUCAUCAUCAUGAUGACGAACCUUCCCGAGUCACCUAGAUGGCUCCUGACGCAUGAUCGAGGCGACGAGGCCGCAACGAUUUUGGCAGCCCUAAACGACAAGCGGCGUGACAGUCCAGAAAUCCAGGCUGAGAUUAGUAUCAUCAACGAUGCCAUCGUUGCUUCCGGCCAGGUCAACGGUAAAACCCCCUUCUCCGAACUGUUCACCGGCGGCCCCACUCAGCACUUCCGCCGCCUCCUUCUGGGCGCCUCUUCUCAGAUGAUGCAGCAGCUAUCGGGUUGCAAUGCCGUCAUCUACUACUUCCCCAUUCUGUUCCAGACCUCGCUCAACACCUCUCACAACCUGGCGCUGCUCCUCGGUGGUGUGAACAUGGUCGUCUACUCCCUUUUCGCUACGACCUCGAUGUUUGCUGUCGAGCGUGUUGGGCGCCGCAAGCUCUUCCUCAUCGGAACCGUCGGACAAUGCCUAUCCAUGGUUCUCACCUUUGGUGCAUUGAUUCCCGGUACUCAGUCAGCAGCCAAGGGCGCUGCUGUCGGUCUAUUUACCUACAUUGCUUUCUUUGGCGCCACCUGGCUGCCUCUUCCCUGGCUGUACCCAGCCGAGAUCAACCCGAUGAAGACCAGAGCGAAGGCAAAUGCUACUUCGACUGUCAGCAACUGGCUGUGGAACUUCUUCAUCGUCAUGAUCACACCGGUGCUCUUACAGAACACCGGCAUCAGUGGUUGGGGAACUUACCUGUUCUUCGCCAUCUUGAACGCCAUGUUCUUCCCAAUCAUCUACUUCUUCUACCCCGAGACCGCGGGUAGAACUCUGGAGGAGAUUGAUGUGAUCUUUGCCAAAGGUCAUGGCGAGAAGAUCAGCUACGUCAAAGCUGCGAAGGAAUUGCCUCACCUCGACGCCAACGAAGUGCAGGAGAAGGCUAAAAUAUAUGGCUUCGCUGUCCAAGAUGAGGAAGUUGGUGCUACCUCUUCGGUGAAGGAGCAUGGUAUCCUGUCGCCCAACUCUUCGGAUUAA
This is a messenger RNA of Anthostomella pinea, 1620 nucleotides long. The record is from the annotation of a GenBank genome assembly. Lineage: Eukaryota; Fungi; Ascomycota; Sordariomycetes; Xylariales; Xylariaceae.